Messenger RNA from Lentinula edodes (shiitake mushroom), 2736 nucleotides. RefSeq names its product Dynamin central region-domain-containing protein. The transcript has 14 exons. Gene Ontology annotation, cellular component: membrane; cytoplasm; mitochondrion. The record is from RefSeq and is a predicted model, not a curated record. Gene Ontology annotation, biological process: peroxisome fission; mitochondrial fission. Gene Ontology annotation, molecular function: microtubule binding; GTPase activity; GTP binding. Bases 196 to 2571 code for a protein of 791 amino acids. NCBI's taxonomy places the organism in Eukaryota, Fungi, Basidiomycota, Agaricomycetes, Agaricales, Omphalotaceae.
AUCAUCAUGUACAAUCACAUACCACAUCGGGAAAGAUUGAAAAUGCGGUAUCAUUGUGGUAGAGUGUGGGUAAAUUCAAUGCCGAGCUCGUCAUCUAUUUGCCGAAGCUCGCGUUGCUUCGGCAUGUCAGUUAGCGCCUAGAUUACCUAAGCACAUUUCCUGACAACCGCAAGGGUAUUGGGGAUCAUUUUGAAAAUGGACUCAGACCUUAUCAAUGUAGUCAAUAAGCUACAGGACACCUUCCACAAUCUUGGAGGGGAACUCGACAUGCCCCAACUCGUGGUGGUUGGUAGCCAGUCAGCCGGAAAGUCCAGUGUACUCGAGACUAUUGUCGGGCGAGAUUUUCUUCCUCGUGGAUCCGGAAUCGUGACACGUAGACCGCUGGUUCUUCAACUCAUUCACUCGUCUGUCCCGGAGGACAAUCCACCACCGUAUACUGAAUGGGGUCAAUUUCUUCAUCUCGACAAGAAAUUUACCGACUUUGAAGAAAUUCGGAAAGAAAUUGAACAGGAGACAUUCAGAGUGGCAGGGCAGAACAAAGGAAUUAGCAAGCUCCCAAUAUCCUUGAGGAUAUACAGCCCAAACGUGUUGGAUUUGACGUUGGUAGAUCUCCCUGGGCUAACAAAGAUUCCGGUUGGAGAUCAGCCUAGCGACAUCGAACGCCAAAUCCGAAAUUUAGUUUCAGAAUACAUCUCGAAGGCCAAUAGUGUGAUACUUGCUGUAUCCCCAGCUAAUGUGGAUCUCGCCAAUUCGGAAUCGUUGAAAUUAGCUCGUAGCGUUGAUCCUCAGGGACGGCGUACGAUUGGUGUCUUGACAAAGCUUGAUUUAAUGGAUGCUGGCACAAACGCGCUCGAUAUCUUGACCGGGCGUGUCUAUCCUUUGAAACUCGGCUUUAUUGGCGUGGUCAACCGUAGCCAGCAGGAUAUCAACUCAGCAAAGAGUAUGUCAGACGCGUUAGAGUCCGAAACUGAGUUCUUCAAAAACCAUCCGGCUUAUCGAAAUAUUGCUCACAAGAAUGGCACGAAGUAUUUGGCGCAGACGUUGAACAAGGUCCUGAUGAAUCAUAUCCGAGACAAAUUACCCGACAUGAAAGCUCGGCUUAACACCCUGAUGGGUCAAGCGCAGCAAGAGCUCAACUCCUUUGGAGAUGCAGCUGUCUAUGGAGACAAGAAUCAGCAAGGAGGGUUAAUACUUCGGUUAAUGACCCAGUUUGCGCGAGACUUCAUAUCGUCCAUUGAGGGAACGAACGUCGACAUCUCGACAAAAGAAUUAUCAGGGGGCGCGAGAAUAUACUACAUAUUCAAUGACGUUUUCGGAAAUGCGCUGCUGAGCCUCCACGCGACCCAAAACCUUGAUAACCAGGAUAUACGAACUGCGAUACGAAAUUCCACAGGUCCUCGUCCAAGUUUAUUCGUUCCAGAAGUUGCCUUUGACCUGCUGGUCAAACCGCAAAUCAAGCUCCUCGAGGCACCGAGCCUACGAUGUGUAGAGCUAGUAUACGAAGAGCUGGUCAAGAUUUGCCACAACUGUUCAAGCGUUGAACUGCAAAGAUUCCCUCGAUUACAUGCUCAAAUCAUCGAUGUGGUCUCUGACCUUCUGCGAGAACGCCUGGGUCCGACAUCAGAUUACACUCAUAGCCUAAUCGAUAUUCAGGCGGCUUACAUUAACACUAACCAUCCUGCGUUCAUCUCUGGAUCUGCAAUAGCUGCCGCACAAGCCCAGUCACCGCCCAAAAUCCAACCUCCACCCCGCCCUGCUUCCGCAGAGCCUUUGAAUGGUCACGCUCAUAUUGACGACGAGGAAGACGAUUUAUCUGACGAUAACACUAGUUCUACCAGUGCGAUUCCUCCUCGAAGUGACAGUCGCUCAGUGUCAUCAACCGUUCAUGACCGUUCACGAACAUCAGCAUCAAAAGUUAUAAAGCACUCCAAACAUAUAUCUUCUCACCAUCCGUCCCAACCACCUCGACCUCAUUCCUCUGCAGGAUCUUCCCCACCUUCAGCUCGCGAAACUUUCCUCAAUCUUUUCUUUGGGCAGAAUGGCACUGCACCUGUUCCGAGCUCCGUUGCUGCGGAUCGGUCGCAGUCUUCUGUCUCGCAAACCGGAAUUAUCCCAAUUGGAAAGGACGUAUCAGGCGAGGAUCCUUCCCUUACUGCUGGAAUAAUGUCCGGUGCUCGAGGACUCGAUGGCAAUAACACGGCGUAUGAUAUGAAGAGUCUUGGGAGACAUAUAGAAGCUAUACCCAGCGACGGAUCUCGGCUUACGAUGCGCGAAGAGAUGGAAGUGAAUCUCAUUCGUUCUCUGAUCACAUCUUACUUCGCCAUUGUCCGACAAACAAUCUUGGAUCUGGUACCCAAAGCCAUAAUGCACUUCCUCGUGAACCACACCUCGCAACAAGUGCAGAACCGAUUGGUAGCAUCGCUUUAUAAACCUGAGCUUUUUGCGGAGAUGCUCAACGAGGACGAGACAUUGGUGGCGGAACGUACGAGAGUAAAAGCACUAUUAGACGCUUACAAAGAGGCUUUCAAGACGUUGUCGGAUGUCAAUGUGAAGGGAAGCUUUUUGGUCUGACGAUGUUGACGAUAUGUACAACCGCGAACUCGAUUCUGGUGCUUUGCGUAAGUGUUUGGAUUUACCUCAUGUGUAUUUUUAGGGCCCAGGCUCUCUCAUCGGGGACUGGGAACAGUGUGGACUGAUGAGCAAUAAUGGUAUUCUUCCCAGUACCUCAUAUUCAAU